Molecule: messenger RNA, 1155 nt
Organism: Cricetulus griseus (Chinese hamster)
Lineage: Eukaryota; Metazoa; Chordata; Mammalia; Rodentia; Cricetidae
Source: RefSeq, a predicted model, not a curated record
UGCGACACUUUUGCCUUUGCCAUGACUUUCUUUGGCCUGGCCUCCACGCUCAUCCUCUUUGCCAUGGCUGUGGAGCGAUGCCUGGCACUCAGUCAUCCCUACCUGUACGCCCAGCUGGACGCGCCACGAUGUGCCCGCUUGGCCCUGCCUGCCAUCUACGCCUUCUGUUGUCUCUUCUGCUCGCUGCCCCUGAUGGGCCUGGGGGAGCAUCAGCAGUACUGCCCUGGGAGCUGGUGUUUCAUCCGUAUGCGAUCCACCCAGCCUGGCGGCUGUGCCUUCUCCCUGGCCUACGCCAGUCUUGUGGCCCUACUGGUGACUUCCAUCUUUUUCUGCAACGGCUCGGUCACGCUCAGCCUCUGCCACAUGUAUCGCCAACAGAGACGCCACCAUGGCUCCCUGGUGGCUCCACGUGAGGUUUGGGGAGCCCUAGAGGCCUUAGGCAUCUGUGGGGGUUGGCGGCGGUCGCCUCAGCUGCAGAGGGUGGGUCUGGCAGCUGGGUACCCUUUGCCCCAGCCCCGUUCUCCUUCUGCGCCUCACAUCCCAUCCUUCACCCAGGCCAUUGCCCCGGACAGCAGUGAGAUGGGGGACCUCCUGGCCUUCCGCUUCAACGCCUUCAACCCCAUCCUGGACCCCUGGGUCUUCAUCCUUUUCCGAAAGGCUGUCUUCCAACGCCUCAAGCUCUGGCUAUGCUGCUUGGGUGCCCGUUCUGUCCACGGGGACUUACAGACACCCCUUUCCCGGCCUGCAUCGGGGAGAAGAGACCCAUUGGCUCCCACUGCUCUCCAGGCUAAGGAAGGGAACUGGGUGCCCCUGACAUCCUGGGGCACCGGAACUGGACCUCAAUUCACCAUCUUUGGAACCUCCACAAAGACUUCACUCAUUCAUUCAACAAACUCCUAUGGGACCCUGAAGUCAGCAAGCCUUGACUCUCCCGGACCUCCAAGCAAGGACGCCAGGGUGCUUGGGGAUGAGUUGACUGCCAUGAAGGGAAGGUGGCCCAUUGGGUCAGAUGCCUCUGGGAGCUCUCUUGAUAGCGGGCCUGUAUUUGAAGUCCUCAUACACACAGACCCAGACUGCCAGCCAGGGCAGUACCUUGCCCUGGGUAACCUGUCCACAGAGAAGGCCGAGGACAGAUGGAAGAGUCCAGACAGGUAG